Molecule: messenger RNA, 4836 nt
Organism: Chara braunii
Lineage: Eukaryota; Viridiplantae; Streptophyta; Charophyceae; Charales; Characeae
Source: the annotation of a GenBank genome assembly
GACCGUGACUAUUUUCGAUUUUUGCAACGACUUAUCAACGUGAAUGUUGACAUUAUUGAAGCAAGAUCAAGGGUGGGGAUGACGACCACUAGAUGCAGUGAAGACCAAUUAGAGGGAGGGGCAGGGGCUCGUGGACGUGCGGACUUGAGUGCAAAGAGGGGGGAUGGGGGUCUUUCUGUGGAGGUAUAUACAAAUGAGUUAGCGAGGUUAAGUAUGACUCUGGCCACAGAGUUUUUAAUGCGAGUAUUGCUACACACGCACAGUAGCGUGAGGGAAGAGCUCCAUCUGUGGAAGAAAAUGAUUGCUAGGCUGCUGGAUGGCAGUCCUACUGCAUGCAAAUGUUUUCUGGAAACACUAGUGGAGAGGCCUAAUUGGUUGCGGCAAUACUUGCUUAAGUGCCACGUGGACGAUGUGCGGCAGACAUUUGUGGCAAUGCUGGUCCAUGCGUUGAGGUGCUGUGUGCAUUUCCUGAGGGGAUCUUCGUGCCUUGUUGAUGCGGCGGGACGUAGACAAGAUAUCCUACGGGUGGAUGCAAUGAUCGAUGCACUUGUGAGUUUGCUUCCAGAAGCAAGUGGUGCGAAGACAUUUGUGUCACAGUAUUUCUUGGUAUUCCUGGAGUAUGCACGGCUGGGUCCAAGUCAAAGGUUACAUUUGCUGCAGAAAGGCCUGGUUGGGCAACUGAUUGCUGUGGCCAGCCAUAUCCCACUGGCGAGCAAGGUGGAUCUGACAUUUCUACAUUCGACAAUCUCGCUGCUUGUUCGUGGUUGCGACAUCUCAAGGUUUUGUGAAGAUACGAGUUUAGAAGGGAUGCUCUGUGAGGAGGACGAAGAUCAAGAAAUGGAGGUUGUGAAUGCGGACAAGGGGGUGGGAUCAUCGCCUGGGAAUGAAACUGCCUCUUCAUCUGUGGCAACAAAGCACACAUCAAAAGGUCGCCGAGGGGCUGCUGGAGCAGGCGGCGAGGCAGGCACAAGUAGUGCCAUUCCAAAUCCGUUACAGCUACCUCCUCCCCUGGCAGUGUUACCGGAUGAUGCAGCAGAGGCUUUGUUCAUGCGCCGGAUAUAUGUGCAGAUAAUUGUCGAAACAUGCCCGGAGCUGGAUGAUGCUGUGAAGUUGCUAGAGUACUGCAGCUGGCAAAAUGAGAGGUUCUCCUGGGUGGUGUUGAGUGAUGUGAUGGAAGUUCUUCAGAGGGCAGCUACAAGUGAGGCACGCCCCCUCCUCGCUCUUCUAUUGCAGCUUCUGCAGCUUAACGAUUCGUAUCAGAUGCAUCGCCAGGAGGCCGUCCUUUCUGGCAUGGAUGGCAUCUGCUGUGGCAUCAUGGACAUGAUUGUGAGCAAGAAUCUAGCCCAACACAAACGGUAUGCUCUUCUGAAGUUCGUCGUUAAGCUUGAAGGCACCAGCCCCUCUGUGCGCCAGCUUGUUAUUGGUCGGAAGACGGAGUGGAAGCGCGCUGUGGACUGGCUGCAGAACGAAAUUCUCACGAAUGGUGCUCCGAGCCCAAUGAGCACACCCCCUCUCUCCAAUGAAGAAAUGACCAGUGGGUACCUGAUGAGGACAAGCACUGCCGAAUGGACACUAGACCGGGCAAGGAACGUUCUGAGCCCGUAGAGCCCACAGUGUGUUCCAGUCCGUGACAAUUUUUACGUUUGUAUACUGUCAUGUGGUGCGCUCUUCUUCUGAAUCAGAGCGAUCUGAUGGUGAUCCUUUGGUGAGGAGAAGGAUGUGUGUGUGUGUGUGUUGUCGAAGGGUGAUAUCAUGUGUUGUUGAUUUGGCAUAAUGCCAUUGCAUUUCAUUUGCUGGCCGGCAGCAUGAAAGGCUGGCAUAUCAUUGUUGAAGCCACCAGAAGCUGCAUGUGGUGUGCAAACGACUUCCGCGUUACUCACCAAGUGCCCUCCUGCUUUGGACCAUGUUGUCGACCCCUCAAACCUCUUCCUCCCAAUGUCGUCUCUGCGCCUAUUCGCCUCCUUACGGGAUGUUGCGGUCCUUGAGGCUGGGUUUGGAUCCCAACAUGAUAGGGGACUGUUGCUGGACCUUUCUUUCUGAACGAAAAAAAAAAAAGCCUCUUCUUUGGCCAAUGGUUGCCAUUCUAGCAUGCCUCCAUGAGGGGCAGACGAGAGUGUGACGCUGGCCUCCUGCACAUUGCUCGGAUGCGACCAUGGGAAGAAACAAUUGCGUUGGUCGACACAGUCGCUCUUUGAGAAGGAGAUUAUUAGUGUCUAUUGUUUGAGAGCUUGCUCCCGUCUGCAUCAAAAGACCAGUUGUGGGCAUAUCCCCACACGACCUUGCCUCCCUGACUAGCAAUAAGGAACCAACAAUGUGAACCUGACGGAUGGGUGAGUUGAUGUUUGUUUGCCACAGAGAUGGAUAGACUAAUUGUGCAAUAACUGACAAUAGUAGUGUGACCGGCCCAACAAGUCGAGACAAGGCCACCUGUGUUAUCUUAAGAGGUAUGGUUUUGCCUUCCUCGGGAUGCAUAGAGGAGAGAGAAUGCAGUGGCAGCAGAUCUCUUCAAGCGGCGAUUAUGUUUACCCACGAGGGAAAAGUAAGGUCUUCUCCGUUGGCUCUGGCUUGAGGGACUACCAGUCUCCAGAGUGGGACCGGGUCUGGAAUCUGCUCGACCUCGUAUGAGGGAGGACGAAGGCAAUCUUCAGUGUGAGAUUGUCGACAAUGUGUGGCCAUCCUAUUUGCAGAAGCCUUUGUUGAUUGACUGACUGACUAACUGUGCACCGUCCCUAUCUUUUCCAUCUAACGACAUUCACACACACACACACACACACACACACACACACACAGAGAGAAGCUUUCAAACGUUUGCGUAAGUGGCUGAGAACCUUGACAUCAGGCUGUCAGAAGUUGCAGGGUUGACUAGAGGACCUGGAUAUCUUUACUUGGUUAUGUUUGCGGACGAUGAGGCAUCACGUGUAUGUAUAAGGAUGAUGGGAGUCGAGGAGAAGAGAGGGAAGAGUCUUGCCAGGAGGGCAGCAGCUAGGUUGGCGGGCUGACCAGUGACCACCGUAGAUCGCAGGGAAGGGUCUGAUAUGAUGAGUGGUUCUGCCUCCUACCUCGACUGUGGUUAUAAUUAGUGAGAGGAGGGGAUAUCAUGGGUGGGUGUAUGGGAAAAUUUUUAUUUCGAUGCGCCACACGGCGGCUAAUAAUCCUUUCGUCAACGAAGGAAGGGUGAUACCAUUGUGUCCAUGACAAAAGAGGAGUGAAGUGUCGAGCAUGUUAUGAGCGAGAGGCAUAAUUAAUACCUGGAAAUCCAAUGGCUGCUGGAGUAGGAUUGUGUUGGAAAUCCGAUGGACAUCAGAAGGCAGUUGGAUGGAUCUCCUGCCAGGGGAAUACUCCAAGAAGUUAGCAUUCCCAUUCAAAAGGUUGCUGAGGUUGGUGGGAUUUCAGCACCCCGGUUGACUGCUGACUAAAAGCAAGUGUCAACAGACGAGAAGAGUAUUAGGAGGGGAGGAGGAUAAGGAGAGAGAAAGUAUACUUAACGCGUGUCAUGGCGAAGAUGGUGCUAGUGUACACGUGUCAUAGCAAAGAUGGCGCUUCCUCAUACGAAUUCAAGGAGUUACAUUGGUGCAGAAAGAUGAUGGGGCGGAAUUCUUUCAGCGGUCGGAUCAGAGAGUACUAGGAGUUUGGUUUUUAGUUAUUUUGUGAAGUGAUUUUGUUAAAUGUUGGUGUCAACAUUGUACCAUGAUUGGGAUUUAGGCUAGCAGUAUGUGAGAUGAGCGAGUCCAGGAGUCCGCGCGUGCCACUGUGUCUGCAUGUGUAGCUGGAGAAAUCUGCGGACAAAAGACGUAGGAGGCUGAGGUGCGAAAACAAGGAGGGUGUUGCAUGGCCUGCUUACCAGAAGAGAGAACGUAGCCAGGGGAGAAGGGGGGGGAGGUGCUGCGAAAGGGGGAAAUAGGGAGGGAGCGUCAUCAGCCAGCUCGUCCGGGAGGAAAGCACCUGAUAGAUUAUUCUAGCAAACAGUGAAGUCAGCAUACACUUUGGUUCACCAAUGGCAACAUCGUACACCGCUUAAGAGUGACGAAUUGCCAAUGACGUCAACAAACUACAUUGUGUUAGUUGCAUCACGUCACUCAGUUGCAUUCACUGUUUGGUGGGUUGUGGAUAAAAGGUUGCACAUCCUACGAGCGAGGACAAGGAAAAAUGACAGGAAUCAGCUUAGACUUUGGGAGUCCUUGUGAGGUAGAUGAGAGAGUGGUGUACUCUUUCCGCUGCCUGCUUGUGGAUGAACGCCCUGGGACCUUUGAUCUGGCGUUGACUCUUUGGCCCCAGAGAAGGCUCUCUCUCUCUCUCUCUCUCUCUCUCUCUCUCUCUCUCUCUCUCUCUCUCUCUCUCUCUCUCUCUCUCUCUCUCUCCCUCCCUCCCUGCUUCGAUGUUUCUACUGGGAAAUGUGCAGUUGUGGCACGCUUUUGCUCUUGUGCUUGCAUAGUAGCUCACAUAUUUUUGUAAGCAUUGUGUUGACACAAAGGGUCUUCAGUGGGUGACACAAACAAGCAUGGGGACCUUUCCAGCGGUGGAAUGGCCUCCUCAUUCCUCCACUGAUGUGCCUUGUUAUCAGUACGACUGAGUAUAUCCUACUGCUGACGAGAACUUGUGGGUAAAAUGUUCAGUGUGGGGGGUGAUUGGAAGCUGAUCACCUUAAUGGAGUUUAUCAUUGCAAUAAAUCCUUGUGUAUUGGCCAACUACAUUAGUGUUCUUUUGUUGGUGGCCCGCUGCCUUUGUUUCACGUCCAUUAUAAUGACCUCCCCUGCCCUUCUUUCACAUCCCGACAGUCUUCAUGUUUGAUUGGGGAUGCGUUGAUUUAUGUGCCUCACUCGGCAUUUAUGAAGCGUC